UCUUUAGAUGUUAGAAAUUUAGAAUGCAUAAUAUUACAUUUUGAUAACGCGUAGUUAAAAUUAUAAAGAUUAUCUUAGACGUUUAUAAGGUUAAUAGUGUUUUAGUAGUUUUAUAGAGUAGUAUGAAAUAUCUUUUCAUACAAUAGUUAUGUCUGGAUUGAUUGGAUUGUCUGGGGCUCUGGGCUACUGAAAUGUUAUGUAUCUAGCAACACAAAAUAUUUGUCAAUUAGAUCAACACAUCCAACGAUCUUGUUAGGUGUGAUGGUUUUUGUUUAAACGUUUGUUGUUAUUCGUUAUGAAUACCACUAAAAAUGAAGACCAGAAACUGCCAGAUGGCUGGGUGUUAUGCCAGUCGAAAUCGAUUCCGGGAAGGAAAUAUUAUUUUAACAAGAAAACCGGAAAAUCUUCUUGGUCGGAACCACAGGACGAUGACAAGUCUGACAAGAAAUCGUAUAAGAAGGAGAAAUUUAAAAAACAGGAGAAGAGAAGGAAGGAGGAAUUAGCAAAGAGAGGAACGAAGCGAAAGAGUGAUAGCCAUGAAGAAAACGUUUCAAAAAAAAGGGCGAAACUAGACACAACUGAUGGAGCAAGUGACAGAGCUAAUAAAAGUGAUACUUCACUUAACCAACUUAAAAGACGAAGAGAGGCUUCACCGAAAUCAACCAGUACUCCGAAAACUACUCCUUCAAAGAGUACUCCAAACAGAAGGACAGCGACACCAAGUAAAACUUCUGCUAAAAAUCUAGCUAACACAAGACUAUCUCAGUUACGAGCAUUACUUAAUGCUGAAGCAAAUGAGGAGGAAGAAUCAGAAUCUCUGAAUAAGAAGACUAGAAUUAGCCCAAAAACAGGAUCCAAUGAAUUAUCACAACGAAUCAGUAGGACUGAACGUAAAAGUCCUAGUUUCAACGAUUCAAGAUCGACCCAAUCACCUAGUAGUGAUAGUUUACAGUCUAUACCAUCUCCUUCUCAAUUCUUUGCAGCAAAUAAAAUCAUAUCAUCUAUGAAAGCUCAAUUACCGGAAGAAUAUUGCUGUAAAGAGAAACAAAAAGAUACAUAUGCCGAUAUAGAAAAGGGUAUAUGCAGUCAGAUUCCCGAAUAUCCAUUUUCAAAGCAUCCAGCUACUCCACCACAGUUCUCCGAAGCUAGCAAGUUAAUGUCAGCUAUAAAAUCUAAGCUAGCGUACAAAGUAUCGACGUCGAAAGAUAGCAUUAUAAAUUAUGCGUCAGCUAAGGAUAGAAUGAAUUCGAUAAGAUCUAAUUUGAGUUUAGAGGCAGAACGUGAUAUGAAUAUUAGUCUCUUAAGUAAUAGUAGUGACUUCGAGGCGAAAUUAAGUACGGAAGCUAUGGAGGUAGAAGAUACAAAAGAGGUACGCACAUAAAAGUCAAUCAUAUUAUCACCGAGCAACAAAUUAACUUUAACUGAGGAUACCAUUGGUGAGGGUGAUAACAUAGAACUGGUUGUAGAUACAAAUAUAUUUAUACACGACCUUGACUUUAUAAAGAAUGUCCUUAAUUCACAUAUAAAAGGUUACAGCGAACAACCUACACUUUUAGUACCGUGGCGUGUAAUAAACGAAUUGGAUAGGUUGAAAGACAACAACAAUGGGAAUGGAGCUCUUUGUAAACGUGCCAGGUCAGCCAUGGACUACCUCUACAAGUCACUGCCGGAGAAUAGUCGUAUCAAAGGUCAAUCGUUACGCGAUGCGAAUUCCCACAUCUAUCCUUGUGAGGUUCCGGACGAUGAGAUACUGAACUGUAGUCUGCAACAGAUCGAGAGAGGCAGGAAUGUAAUUCUAGUGUCAAACGACAAGAACCUAUGCAACAAGGCUACCAUCAACGGAGUGAAAAGGAUCAGUGUUGAAGAGCUGAAAGAUCUAGUGGAAAAUAAGCCUCAGCCGAGCGACCCUGACUUGCUGUCCAGUGUAAACCACUAUACCCAGACGUUGUAUCACUUGCUGGCUAAUAUACUCGAGAAUGAAAUGCGAGCUAAAUAUGAUAAUCUCUGGCUGCACGUAUUAUUCAAAGCGCCGCCUUGGACAUUGGUGGACGUUCUCCGAUGUUUGCUCAAACAUUGGUUCGCUGUAUUCAGCGAAGUAUUUCCUCGGAUAGAGCAGCUUCUAACUGAUCUCAAGAACAGCUUGAUCUCGAUAGAAAGGAAAGAUCCGGACACAUUAACGCAAUCGGAAGUGGCGAACUUUAAGGAGCUUUGUUUAGAUGUAGCGAAGAGGUCUCAAAUCAUUCCAGAGUAUAUGGAGUUGGCUAAGGCGACAGUUGAGCGAUUGUUGUGCAAUCGUGUGAGCGAGACAGAGAACAAUGAGAGAGACAGCGUCGUGGAGGCGUUUGAGAGCCUUUGGACUGUAUUAUCUAGUUAUAGCGCUAAGCUAGCGACAGCGCUAGGCAUUCAACACAGUAUAGAAGAUAAGUUGCCAGGAAAUGAAUCCUUAGACGUUCUAACAAGCAAGUGGAGCUUCAUCAGCGGUCAUGUUAAUGAUCUCACGGAGGCUAUGAAGGAUGUGUUAAGUGAGGAGGGCCCAGCGCGGGGCGAGAGGGCGAUGCGACUUCACGGAGCGUUGUUACGAGCGCGGAGCGCCACCGCAGGGGACCUGGCGGCGCACCACGUCGCCGCCUUCUGUCUGCGGUGCGAUGUGUCGAGUGAGGAGGGCCCAGCGCGGGGCGAGAGGGCGCUGCGACUGCACGGAGCGUUGUUACGAGCGCGGGGCGCCACCGCAGGGGACCUGGCGGCGCACCACGUCGCCGCCUUCUGUCUGCGGUGCGAUGUGUCGAGUGAGGAGGGCCCAGCGCGGGGCGAGAGGGCGCUGCGACUGCACGGAGCGUUGUUACGAGCGCGGGGCGCCACCGCAGGGGACCUGGCGGCGCACCACGUCGCCGCCUUCUGUCUGCGGUGCGAUGUGUCGAGUGAGGAGGGCCCAGCGCGGGGCGAGAGGGCGCUGCGACUGCACGGAGCGUUGUUACGAGCGCGGGGCGCCACCGCAGGGGACCUGGCGGCGCACCACGUCGCCGCCUUCUGUCUGCGGUGCGAGAACAUGCUACAGGAAGCCUACACCAAGUUCUCUCAGUUGGCGGAUUUACUGAACGUAUGUAAAAGUAAAUUUUCCGAUGAUAAUAAUUAAUUGCGUUGUAUCGUCGCAGUCAACUGUUUACUUAAUUUUUUUUUUACAAUAUUUAUACUCAGUUGUUUUGUAAUUACUAUAACUACUCUUUUUUUGAUUUGUUUAAUUCUAUGAUCGCAUUAGAAAAUGAUAUUAAUGACUAUUUACAUGAUAACAGAAGGCCAGUUUCCAUAUUAAAUAUACGACUUUUAGACCUUUUCAAGGAAAAUAUAUAAUACAAAGUCGACUACACAUACAGAAACACAGAGACAUAUAUGUAGUCUAUAUACACAAGACACUUGAAACGAUAAUUGUAUACAUUACAUCGUUAUAUGAAUUAUUUAUAUAUGCGUGUUUGUAUAUAAUUUUGCGGCUAUUAUGUACAUCACAGGUAGAUUAAUUUAUGGGAGGUUAAAUUUUUGUUAUUUCUGACUCUACCUUAAUCCCGGUGCUGCGGGAAGUGU
Melitaea cinxia (Glanville fritillary) is the source of this 3576-nucleotide messenger RNA. RefSeq names its product transcriptional protein SWT1 (gene Swt1). The record is from RefSeq and is a predicted model, not a curated record. The transcript is spliced from 16 exons. Gene Ontology annotation, cellular component: nucleus. Lineage: Eukaryota; Metazoa; Arthropoda; Insecta; Lepidoptera; Nymphalidae. Gene Ontology annotation, molecular function: protein binding.